Molecule: messenger RNA, 1194 nt
Organism: Rosa rugosa (rugosa rose)
Lineage: Eukaryota; Viridiplantae; Streptophyta; Magnoliopsida; Rosales; Rosaceae
Product: 26S proteasome non-ATPase regulatory subunit 14 homolog
Exons: 6
Coding region: 69-1007 (312 amino acids)
Biological process (GO): protein deubiquitination; proteasome-mediated ubiquitin-dependent protein catabolic process
Cellular component (GO): proteasome regulatory particle, lid subcomplex
Molecular function (GO): metallopeptidase activity; protein binding; proteasome binding
Source: RefSeq, a predicted model, not a curated record
UUACGAUCUGAUAGGAAACACACCAAGCACGCAAACUGAAACAGAGAGAGAAAGAGCGAGAGCAUAGCAUGUCAGGUAUGGAGAGGCUGCAGAGAAUGUUCGCCGGUGCCGGAGGAGCUUUGGGCCACCCGCCGCCCGAUUCCCCCACCCUCGAUUCCUCCGAGCAGGUCUACAUCUCCUCCUUGGCGCUCCUCAAAAUGCUCAAGCACGGAAGAGCUGGGGUUCCUAUGGAGGUCAUGGGAUUGAUGCUGGGAGAGUUUGUGGAUGAAUACACUGUUCGUGUUGUUGACGUCUUUGCGAUGCCGCAGAGUGGUACUGGUGUCAGUGUCGAAGCCGUCGAUCAUGUCUUCCAGACUAAUAUGCUUGAUAUGCUUAAGCAGACCGGACGACCAGAGAUGGUAGUUGGGUGGUACCAUUCGCAUCCUGGAUUUGGAUGUUGGCUAUCCGGUGUGGACAUUAAUACCCAGCAGAGCUUUGAAGCUUUGAAUCAACGGGCUGUAGCUGUAGUGGUGGAUCCAAUUCAGAGCGUGAAGGGGAAGGUAGUCAUUGAUGCAUUCCGCCUUAUCAACCCACAAACUAUGAUGCUUGGCCAAGAACCACGGCAGACCACAUCCAAUCUCGGGCAUCUAAAUAAGCCAUCAAUUCAAGCCUUGAUCCAUGGGUUAAAUCGUCAUUAUUACUCCAUAGCAAUUAAUUAUCGGAAGAAUGAACUCGAGGAGAAAAUGUUGCUUAACCUUCACAAGAAGAAAUGGACAGAUGGGCUGACACUAAAGCGAUUUGACACUCAUUCAAAAACAAAUGAGCAAACAGUUCAGGAGAUGUUAAAUCUAGCUGUUAAAUACAACAAGGCAGUGCAGGAGGAGGAUGAGCUGCCACCAGAGAAGCUUGCAAUUGCAAAUGUGGGAAGACAAGAUGCUAAGAAGCACCUCGAAGAGCAUGUCUCCAACUUAAUGUCCUCAAACAUUGUCCAGACCUUGGGCACAAUGCUUGAUACUGUGGUGUUCUAGAGUUUAGUAAGCAAGUUUGCAUAAUCGAACCUUCACUACCAAGUUUCUAUAUCGUUGAAACAGUCUGGAGUUGUAAGGUUUUAGCCAAAUUGGUACAUGCAUGAAAGAUGCAUCUUCGUGACGGUUUAUUGUACUUGAAGUUCGUAUUUCAUGUCUCAGUUUGUUUGCUAUUGUUGCAAUUGGAUUA